Molecule: messenger RNA, 858 nt
Organism: Pochonia chlamydosporia 170
Lineage: Eukaryota; Fungi; Ascomycota; Sordariomycetes; Hypocreales; Clavicipitaceae
Product: von Willebrand factor, type A
Exons: 2
Coding region: 1-858 (285 amino acids)
Biological process (GO): proteasome-mediated ubiquitin-dependent protein catabolic process
Cellular component (GO): proteasome regulatory particle, base subcomplex; nucleus; cytosol
Molecular function (GO): polyubiquitin modification-dependent protein binding
Source: RefSeq, a predicted model, not a curated record
AUGGUUCUCGAGGCGGUAAUGGUUGUCGUGGACAACAGCGAGAGCAGCAGAAACGGAGACUACCAACCCACGAGAUUCGACUCACAAGUUGACGCCGUCAAUGUCCUCUUCCAGAGCAUCACUCAAGGCAACCCCGAAUCGUCAGUCGGAUUGAUGAGCAUGGGAGGCAAGGGUCCUGAGGUGCUCGUCACGCUGACCACGGAGCAAGGCAAGAUCUUGGAGGGUCUGCAUCGGACAAAGAAGAAGAUUGGCGGCUCGUCUCACCUCAAGACGGGCAUCCAAGUUGCUACGCUCGCCUUGAAGCACCGACAGAACCGAUCCCAGCGACAGCGAAUAAUAGUCUUCAUCUGCUCGCCAAUCGAAGAGAAUGAAAAGGAGCUAACACAACUGGCAAAGAAGAUGAAGAAGGGUAAUAUUUCCGUAGACUUUAUCCUGUUUGGCAACCUCGAUGACGACGACACACAGAAGAAGCUGCAGGCGUUCAACGAUGCCGUCAAAGGCAGUGAGGGUUCGCACUUGGUCGUCAUCCCCCCCAGUAGCAAGCUGCUUAGCGACCAGCUCGUGGCCACGCCUAUAUUACUUGGCGAGGGAGCCUCGGCGUCUGGCGGCGGCGGCGGCGGCAUGAGCGGAAGCAACGAUGAGUUUGAGUUUGGCUUCGAUCCUGCCAUGGAACCUGAGCUGGCCCUCGCUCUGCGUAUGAGUAUGGAGGAGGAAAAGGCCAGGCAAGAAAAGAGAGCCCGUGAAGAAGAAGAGGCGGCCAAAAAGGCAUCACUCGAGGGCGUCAAGGAGGAAGAUGAGUCUGGUCCAUCCGGGAGCGGGGACAAGAAGGACGGUGGUGAUAAGAUGGACACAUCGUAA